Molecule: messenger RNA, 1909 nt
Organism: Daphnia carinata
Lineage: Eukaryota; Metazoa; Arthropoda; Branchiopoda; Diplostraca; Daphniidae
Product: acyl-CoA Delta-9 desaturase-like
Exons: 7
Coding region: 203-1372 (389 amino acids)
Biological process (GO): unsaturated fatty acid biosynthetic process
Cellular component (GO): endoplasmic reticulum membrane
Molecular function (GO): stearoyl-CoA 9-desaturase activity; iron ion binding
Source: RefSeq, a predicted model, not a curated record
ACCUCUGGACUUGCUUUUCCCUGCUCAGUCUUCCUCACUCCAUCGCGGCUGACGGUAGUCUGUUCACAGGCAGCUGUAAACUUUUCAAGGAUUAAGACAACUACUGUUGGCUGGUGACACUAGUCAUCACCAGCAACUAUCACUUGUUUAAGCUAAACAAACUGAACUGAUCAAGUCAAGGACAACCAGUAACUACUCUACAAUGACUGACAUGAUUUUGCACGGUAUGGGACCUUCUCCUAGUGCAGACUUAGUUGGCUCGAUUCUUGGCGUCGAAGAGGAGGACAAUGACUUCAAGCAACAGCGGUCGACUCUCCGCAAAACCAAUUCCAGCCGUAUGGUCACGCCUGAAACUAGGAACGGCUCGCAUUCCAAAAGUCAAGAAGAUUCGGUUGCCAAGGAUCCCCCUAUGCAAAUCGUUUGGCGAAAUGUAUUGAUUUUUAUCUAUCUUCAUGCUGCUGCCUUGUACGGAUUCUAUCUCUGUUUCACGGCAGCCAAACCGUCAACUCUUGCUUGGUCGUUCUUCUUGUUUUUGUUUGGUGGUUUUGGCAUUACGGGUGGAGCUCACAGACUUUGGGCUCACCGUUGUUACAAAGCAAAACUGCCGCUGCGUAUCUUUGCUGCUAUUGCUCAAACAAUUGCUGUUCAGAAUGAUAUUUACGAGUGGAGCAGAGACCAUCGUGUUCAUCAUAAAUUUAGCGAAACUGAUGCUGACCCACAUAACGCUCGCCGUGGUUUCUUUUUUGCUCAUGUCGGCUGGCUUUUGUGCAAAAAACAUCCCGAAGUCAUUCGACGUGGAAAAACUGUCGACGUGAGCGACCUCUUGCAAGAUCCCGUCGUCGUUUUCCAGCGAAAGUAUUACAUUCCAUUGGUCUUGACCCUCUGUUUCACCAUGCCAGCACUUGUGCCCUGGUACUAUUGGGGCGAGUCGUUCAAAACGGCCUUUUUCGUCGCCUCGAUCUUUCGUUAUGUGUUCACGCUCAACGUCACCUGGCUGGUAAACAGUGCAGCCCACAUUUGGGGUAAUCAUCCGUACGACAAAGGAAUCAAUCCUGCCGAAAAUCGAGUAGUGGCCUUCCUCACCUCAGGUGAAGGUUGGCACAACUAUCAUCACGUCUUCCCAUGGGACUACAAAGCAGCGGAACUGGGAAAUUACAGCAUGAACAUGACUACAGCUGCAAUUGAUUUCUUUGCUUGGCUUGGUCUGGCUUAUGACCUCAAAAGUGUGCCAGAAAGGAUUGUUCGCAGUCGUGUUCAUCGCACAGGAGAUGGUUCUCAUCCCUAUGCUUUAGAAGAUAGCCAAUUUACAGAGGAUGAUAUUAAAGAAGAGCAAGCGUUUUGUGAAAUUAUUCCCGAAGACACGAAAAAUUAGCGGGAAAUUGGUUUUUUUUUUUCUUUUCCUCAUCACUUGGCGCUCACUUGUUGGUUCUUAGUAGGUGCUUUAUGCCUAUUUUUGGAACGAUGGAGAAUUAGGGUCUGUUUCGACUAGCUCUCCAAAGUUUGUUUAGAAAUAUUGAAUCUUUACCUUCACGGAUACUAAAGCUGCACUGCUCAAAGGUCUAAACAAAAAAGAUACAAAUUUUCCAUCGAUUGGAACGUAACUUUUACUUGUAAUUUGCUCUAGAAGAAGAGAAAAAAAAAACUCAACUGUUUGUAUGUCACAGGUUUUAUUUCCAAAUAGAUCGCAAACCUUAUUCAAAGCUUUUUUUUUUUUUUGCAAUUUUUCGGAAUAAAGACUCGCGUAAAAUCCAAGUUCUAUUUGUGUUUACCCUACAAUUCCUUUCAUCUUACUUCUUGUCCAUCACCAAACUCUAUAUAAUUGAAUCCUCGUGCUCAUUUGUCAGGGUGACGCACACUGGAUAAAAAGUGAAUCUGUGAACACAAGAAAAUACAAUUAAUUUCAUGUCAA